GCAACAUUUUUGUGUGAUUACUUUUUGCUCAUACGCAUAACCUCUCCAAGAAGUCCCUCUCUCUCAAAAAGAUCAUGAAAAUCUCUCGCCAGUGAAGCUCACGUACGGCGCUUCUUCUUCCUCUCUUUCUCUCUCUUCGAAAUGGCUCCGGAGAUCGGCGGCAGCGACGGCGGCGACGCCAAAUCCGCAUCGAAUCCGAUCAAGACGAUCGUGGUUCUAGUUCAAGAGAAUCGAUCCUUCGACCACAUGAUCGGCUGGAUGAAGACUCUAAAUCCAGAAAUCGACGGUGUCUCCGACGAAACUCAAUUCUCGAACCCUAUCUCCACCUCCGAUCCAAAUUCCCCCUCUCUCCACUUCGGAAACGCCUCCGCCUUCGUCGAUCCCGAUCCCGGCCACUCAAUCCAAGACAUCUUCGAGCAGAUCUUCGGCCAGCCGUGGUCCGCCGCCGCCGCCGCCCAAUCAUCGAGCGCGACGAUGCGCGGAUUCGCACAGAACGCCGAGCGGAUCGGGAAGGGAAUGUCGGCGACGGUGAUGAACGGAUUCCGACCGGAGGCGGUGCCGGUGUUCAAGGAGUUGGUGUCGGAGUUCGGAUUGUGCGACCGGUGGUUCGCGGCGGUGCCGGCGUCGACGCAGCCGAAUCGGCUGUACGUCCACUCGGCGACGUCGUUUGGACUGAGUAGUAACGAUACGAAGCAGCUGAUCGGAGGACUUCCGCAGAAGACGAUCUUCGAAUCGUUGGAUGAGGAAGGAUUCAGUUUCGGGAUUUACUAUCAGUAUCUUCCGACCACUCUCUUUUACCGGAAUCUAAGGAAAUUGAAGUACGCGAAGAACUUCCACCAAUUCGACAUCGAUUUCAAGAGCCAUUGCAGAGAAGGAAAGCUCCCAAAUUACGUAGUGAUAGAACAGAGGUACUUCGAUUUGGCCUCAAUUCCCGGAAACGACGACCAUCCUUCUCACGACGUUUCAGAAGGCCAAAAAUUCAUCAAACAAGUCUACGAAGCUCUGCGAUCCAGCCCUCAGUGGAACCAUAUCCUGUUCCUCAUCACCUACGACGAGCACGGCGGUUUCUUCGACCACGUCCCGCCGCCGCUCGCCGGCGUCCCCAAUCCCGACGGCCUCGUCGGUCCUCCGCCGUACAAUUUCAACUUCGAUCGCCUCGGAGUUAGGGUUCCGACUCUGUUUAUUUCGCCCUGGAUCGAACCGGGAACUGUGUUGCAUAGGGCGGAAGGGCCGGAUCGGACGUCGGAGUUCGAGCAUUCGUCGAUUGCUGCGACGGUGAAGAAGAUUUUCGGUCUGAAGCAGUUCUUGACGAAGCGCGACGAGUGGGCGGGCACUUUUGAGAUUGUUCUUAAUCGGCAGAGUCCAAGAACAGAUUGUCCAGUGACGUUAAACGACGCGGUGAAAUUACGGGACGUUGGGGCGAAUGAGACGAGGCAGAUCAGCGAGUUCCAGGAGGAGAUAGUACAGUUAGCAGCAGUACUGAAAGGAGAUGCCGAUAAGGAAAUAUAUCCCUAUAAACUGGUGGAGAAAAUGUCAGUUUCUGAGGCAGCUUCUUACUGUGAAAAUGCAAUGAAGAGUUUCUUGAGAGAGUGUGAGAAAGCCAAGGAAAAUGGAGCUGAUGAGUCUCAGAUUGUUGUCUGUGGAAGCCAACCUCAGCUUUCUAAUCACAAGCCCAAAUCUUUUGCUCGUAAGUUGGUUUCCUGCUUGGCCUGCCAUCAUUAGAUUGAAAAAUAUUGUUCAUUUUUUGGUUGUUUUGGAAAGUUAAUGCACCAUAUUUUGGUUUGAUUUUUGUUGGUUG
Messenger RNA from Momordica charantia (bitter melon), 1798 nucleotides. Its product is annotated as non-specific phospholipase C3. Lineage: Eukaryota; Viridiplantae; Streptophyta; Magnoliopsida; Cucurbitales; Cucurbitaceae. Gene Ontology annotation, molecular function: hydrolase activity, acting on ester bonds. Gene Ontology annotation, biological process: phospholipid catabolic process. The record is from RefSeq and is a predicted model, not a curated record.